Molecule: messenger RNA, 885 nt
Organism: Bradysia coprophila
Lineage: Eukaryota; Metazoa; Arthropoda; Insecta; Diptera; Sciaridae
Product: PRADC1-like protein
Source: RefSeq, a predicted model, not a curated record
AAGAUAAAUGUCAAAACAUAUUUUUUCGAAAAGAAAAAACACGUCGUCUUAGAGAUGUCAAGAGAUUUACCUUACUAUUCGUAAAGAAUAAUGUUAUUUUGUUGGUUUAGUUUGUUUUUUGUACUAAUACACAAUGUUGAUAUUAUAAGUAGUGCAGCGGGAAAUUUACAUAUGAUCGAUGGAACGUCUAUUCACGAUGUCAUUGGUGGUGAUAUUUUCUUUGAAAUUGUAGACCCUGAAGAACUGGAGUAUACAUACAGAUUGCGACCAGCCAAAGACUUUGGUGGUUCGUUCAAUAGUAAUAAGUUUAAGGUACAGCACGGUAUAUUGGUACCAACAAUUCCCAGAGACGCAUGCACAAAAAUUCGUAAUUAUGGUGAUAUUAGGGGCAACAUAGCACUGAUUGAACGGGGGGAAUGUUCAUUUUUGGCGAAAACGUUGAAUGUUGAGAAAUUCGGAGCUAUAGCGGCAAUCAUUACUGACACUAAUCCCGAUUCAACGGAAUCGGAACAUUACAUCGAAAUGAUACACGACAACAGUUCCAGUGAUGCAAACAUUCCAGCUGGAUACCUGCUCGGUAAAAACGGUCAAAUGAUUCUGUCAACGCUUCGAAAGCUGAAACAAGGCUAUGCGAUCGUAAACGUACCGGUUAAUUUAACAUUCACACCGCCACAACUGAUCAAUCAUCCGCCGUGGCUGGGUUGGUAGUAUUUAAUGUUGGAUUGGGGAAUUGGAUUUUUUGUUUUCUAAUUUAUCUUUUGCUGAGGUUUCUUGUUCAAUUUUGUAUUCUACUAGUCAGCUGCUGUGUUCGAGAACUAAAAUCGAUGAACGAAAAAGUGAUAAAAACAGACAAAGAGCAAUAAAUUUAAACGAAUUUAUAGACAC